AUGCACAGAGCCUGGGCUGCUUUCAGAGCACACCCGUACCUUAGUAACGUGGUGGGUUACACAGUCUUGUUCUCCUCUGCCGACCUCUUCCAGCAGAGCUUUUUGAGAGGGGAACAACAACUCUCUGCAGGGAUCGACUGGACCCAGACUGCACGAGUGGCAACUGUUGGCUUCUGUUUUCAUGCCAACUUUAACUACCACUGGCUGAGGCGGCUGGAGAGGAUGCUCCCGGGGGGUGGGAUCAGGGCUGUGGCAGCAAAGGUGGUGGUGGACCAGCUGGUAGCAGCUCCUCUCACCAUCAGUGCUUUUUACAUUGGUUUGAGUGUUCUUGAACACAAAGAAGACGUGCUGGAAGUGUGGAGGCAGAAAUUCUGGACUUCUUAUAAAACUGGUGUUGUAUUCUGGUCAACAAUGCAGGCCGUUAACUUCUCUCUGGUCCCACCAGUUGCACGGACAGUAUUUUUAGGAGGUGUUGCUCUGAUUUUCACCAUCUAUCUGUGUCAUGUUAGGCAACAACAUGACAACAAACCUGAAUAA
Synchiropus splendidus (mandarinfish) is the source of this 537-nucleotide messenger RNA. RefSeq lists its product as uncharacterized. Lineage: Eukaryota; Metazoa; Chordata; Actinopteri; Syngnathiformes; Callionymidae. Bases 1 to 537 code for a protein of 178 amino acids. The record is from RefSeq and is a predicted model, not a curated record. Gene Ontology annotation, cellular component: cytoplasm; membrane. The transcript is spliced from 4 exons.